UUCUUUGCUUUCGCUGUCUUCUUCAUGAGCCAAGUGGAAUUAAUUACACGUUUCCUGAGCGACGGCGACGUCACGGAAGAGUCCUCGGAACGCCCGGCUUUGGAGGUCGCGAUCGGGGGCACGGUGUUCUCGCUCGUCACGGUCGCGACGUCUUCGCUCCUCAUUCAUGGGAUCCGCAAGGCGGAGAGGAAAUUGAUGAUCCCGUGGCUCUGCGUCUCCUUCCUCGUGCUGAUCGCCUGGGCGCUGGCCCUCUUCGCCCUCUUCCUCAGGCUCUUCCUCGUCGGCUUCCACUGGAUGCUCUUCGUCGUCCCGAUGGUCGCCUCUCUCUUCGUUCAUCCCGUCGGGAUCCACUUCUUCCUCGUCGUCUAUUCCCAUUUCAAGGACCGUGAUUGA
This is a messenger RNA of Darwinula stevensoni, 393 nucleotides long. Lineage: Eukaryota; Metazoa; Arthropoda; Ostracoda; Podocopida; Darwinulidae. The record is from the annotation of a GenBank genome assembly.